Messenger RNA from Mucor mucedo, 389 nucleotides. RefSeq lists its product as uncharacterized. The transcript has 2 exons. The record is from RefSeq and is a predicted model, not a curated record. The coding region runs from base 46 to 315 and encodes 89 amino acids. Gene Ontology annotation, cellular component: mitochondrial membrane. Gene Ontology annotation, biological process: mitochondrial respiratory chain complex III assembly. Lineage: Eukaryota; Fungi; Mucoromycota; Mucoromycetes; Mucorales; Mucoraceae.
UUUUGACCCCGGUUUAUUGUUGUAUUAUUCCUCCUUACAUUAAUAAUGGCAAACGAAUUCAAAGUUUUUGUUUACAUGACCACCAUCAUCGGUAGUGGUUAUGCCCUCAUGAAAUACACUGUUCCUGAUGAGGAAGCUAUUAAGAAGCGUUUAGAUCCUGCUUUAAGAAAGGAAUACGAAGCUUUGAAGGUACUCAAUCGCGAAAGAGGUCAACAAUUUAUGGAUCUCAUGCGUGAGGCUGCCGAAACAGAUAAGCCUGCUUGGGAAAUCGCAGAUGAGCAUCUCAAGAGAUUCAACAGCACCAAUCCCAAGUAGAUCAAAAACAGUAUAUCCCCCACCACCACCACUACUAUCACUACCACUACCAUUAUUAUAACUUGCGUCUUUCU